UUGUGUAAUUCAGGAGUGUCACCUGUAUUUCAUACAUUGGUCGAGCAGAAGAAGGUUCCGAGUCCAGUAUUUUCUUUCUGGUUGAACAGAAAUCCUGAUUCGGAAAUUGGUGGUGAAAUCACAUUGGGUGGUAUGGACUCUCGUCGUUAUGUUGAUCCUAUCACAUGGACUCCUGUGACUCGUCGAGGUUAUUGGCAAUUUAAAAUGGACAUGGUGCAAGGUGGAUCAUCAGCUGUUGCUUGUACUAACGGUUGCCAGGCCAUUGCUGAUACCGGGACAUCGCUGAUUGCCGGACCAAAGGCCCAAGUGGAACAGAUUCAGAAGUUCAUCGGAGCGGAACCACUGAUGAAAGGAGGA
Cooperia oncophora is the source of this 357-nucleotide messenger RNA. The record is from the annotation of a GenBank genome assembly. Lineage: Eukaryota; Metazoa; Nematoda; Chromadorea; Rhabditida; Trichostrongylidae.